Molecule: messenger RNA, 195 nt
Organism: Artibeus jamaicensis (Jamaican fruit-eating bat)
Lineage: Eukaryota; Metazoa; Chordata; Mammalia; Chiroptera; Phyllostomidae
Product: 60S ribosomal protein L28-like
Exons: 1
Coding region: 1-195 (64 amino acids)
Biological process (GO): translation
Cellular component (GO): ribosome; cytosolic large ribosomal subunit
Molecular function (GO): structural constituent of ribosome
Source: RefSeq, a predicted model, not a curated record
AUGUCUGCCCACCUACAAUGGACGGUCAUACAAAACUGCUCCAGGUUCCUGAUCAAGAGUAACAGGCAGGCGUACAGCCCCAAACCCAAUAAUCUGAAGGUCCACAACUCCUUUUGCUACAACAGGCUGAUUCACCACAAGAUGGUGAGAAUGGAGCCGGCAGCCAGUGGCAAAGAUGUGUGGUGGUUGUCGUGA